UUACAAAUCAACGGACUGGGUGUGGAGCGCAUCAAGAGAAUUCGGAAACAGGUUUUACUUUACUGUUUACCUGAGGUGCGGACGUUUUCUUUCUCCGUGGCUUUCCGGUUGCUCUCUUCGACAUCUUUGUUCUAAUAUUUCAUCUGUGCCCAUUCGGAGUGCUCAAUAUGAAUUUGGCCAAAAAACUUAUUGGAGGGAUCCUGGAUGUUGUUAGCAACGUCGAUCCAGCCCAGUUUGUUCCAUCUGAUCCUCCUCCUCCCAGAAGGCCGCUGGCAUAUUCUAAUUCAAAUGAAACUGAUGAGGAGAGGCAGUUUCGCAAAGUAUUUCAGCAACUUGCAGGGGAUGACAUGGAGGUGAGCCCUAAUGAACUGAUGAAAAUUCUUAACAAGAUCAUCUGCAAACAUGGUGAUCUAAAGACAGAUGGUUUCAGCAUUGAGUCCUGCAGAAGCAUGGUGGCAGUGAUGGAUAGCGACAGCACUGGAAAGUUGGGCUUUGAGGAGUUCAAGUAUCUUUGGAAUAAUAUCAAGAGGUGGCAGGGCAUUUACAAGUCUUAUGAUGCAGACCGCUCUGGUAUGAUUGGGGCUUCCGAGCUGCCUGGAGCUUUCAGAGCAGCAGGGUUCCCACUUGACCAGCUUUUCCAGAUGCUUACCAGAAGAUACAGUGACCCUGAUGGCAACAUGGAUUUUGACAAUUUCAUUGGGUGUCUUGUGCGUUUGGAUGCUAUGUGCCGGGCCUUCAAGACACUUGACAAGGACAAUAAUGGCACCAUUAAAGUUAACAUUCAAGAGUGGCUGCAGCUGACCAUGUACUCCUGAAUGAACCAAAAUAUGCUACAACAUCUUAUAUUCUGUUGGCAGUUCUCCUACAUCGUUGCAUAUCAAUGUCUGUUUUAUAACAUCCGUUCUGUUUUUUUCAUUGUAGUUAAAAAUCUCGAAAUAAACACAUGCUGCUGUAACACUAGGUGGCAGCUUUGUUGCAGCUACAUAAGAUGUUUGCAUUGUGGCCUCUAAAAUGUUUAGUGUUCCCCAUAUAUUAUUCCAGUGCAAUUGUUUUGUGAUUUGUUCAACCACCAUCAUUUUACAAAGUGCACUCAACUAAAGACUAAAAAUGUAUAUGUUUUGAGAUAUAUCUAUUAAGCAGAAGCAUCACUGAAGACAUAAAUAAACUUUCAGCUUUGGAGUGCCUUUUAUUACGCUGACGCACAAAUAAAUAUUUGUACUGGA
Messenger RNA from Triplophysa rosa, 1223 nucleotides. It is a transcript of the gene capns1b, whose product is annotated as calpain, small subunit 1 b. Bases 168 to 815 code for a protein of 215 amino acids. The transcript is spliced from 11 exons. The record is from RefSeq and is a predicted model, not a curated record. Gene Ontology annotation, molecular function: calcium ion binding. NCBI's taxonomy places the organism in Eukaryota, Metazoa, Chordata, Actinopteri, Cypriniformes, Nemacheilidae.